Messenger RNA from Penicillium alfredii, 2118 nucleotides. Its product is annotated as ASCC2 family CUE domain-containing protein. The record is from RefSeq and is a predicted model, not a curated record. Gene Ontology annotation, molecular function: ubiquitin binding. The coding region runs from base 1 to 2118 and encodes 705 amino acids. NCBI's taxonomy places the organism in Eukaryota, Fungi, Ascomycota, Eurotiomycetes, Eurotiales, Aspergillaceae. The transcript has a single exon.
AUGGCUGAUUUUCCGCUGCUGGCUCCGGUACCCUCCCCCGCAGUGCGGAGGACGAUCCCUUCCGAUGACUGGGAGGCCUGUCUGGAUGCAUGGAUGACACUUUUGGGAAUUCGGCUGAAUGCUUCUGAUAAGCAAUUUCAAGAUACGGCGACUGAGGAUUCCUCGACGGCUUCGUUUCUUGGAUCUUUCUAUCAAUAUGCCGCCGCGGGGGACUCGGGUCUCCAGGCAGGGCCUAAAGCGCGAAAGCUACGCAAACUCUGUUUUCUGACUGCUCGAAGGUACUUGCUAGGUCUAUCUGAUCCACCAGAAGGAAUUUUGGACUGGAGAUUCCUAGGUGAUUUGUGUUGUUGUUAUCCAUCAAGCUCGGUACUGAAGAGCUCAUUAUCAACAGCUUGGGAUCUGCACCAUGAGAAGAUUACUUCUAGCAUAGAGAGGGCGAAGUCCCUUGUGAUCAAGCAUCUCUCUCUGAGCAGUGCAAAGCAAAGCCCUGACCUCAUUUCGGACAUCCGCCGCUUGACCAUCCUGGCAUCAGUGCUGCCAGCAUGCGGCCAGGUGCUCAUGGCAGGCUCGGAUUUCUUGGACACCGUCUCAGACGCCUACCAGGCACAAAGGACCCGAGAAGAAUUUUGUAGGAUUCUGGUUGCCAACAUAUAUGUCGGGCUUAUAUCAUUGUUGAAAGAGCCUUCGGUCAACUUGUCUUUAUUGCUGGACCAAUUGUUCAGCUUGAAGGCGGCCGCGGGAGUCGGCACGCCCCAGAUGAAGAAGCACCCGACGCUUCUUUCAGACCUCGUCUGCAGCUCAGACUUGCUUUUGCGGCUAGAGAAACAUCUCAGUGGUCGCCCACAGAAGCGCGGGCAGGAUCUCCUAGCCAGCCUGCGCGCGUACCAGAUGGAAUCAAAACCGCUACACCAUCGGUAUCAAAGACGAAGUAAAGUGGACAAGGGCAAAGGCCCGUCUUCGGGUGUUCUUGUUCCGGAUGAGCUCCAUGCGCACAAGAUGUCGCUCGUGACGCAAGUCCAAGACCUCUUCCCUGACCUAGGUUCCGCCUUCGUGAUACGGCUCCUGGAUUUCUACCACGACGACCCUGAAGCCAUUGUCGCCCACCUUCUGGACGAUUCACUGCCUCCGGAACUGCAAAGCCUAGAUCGAUCAGAGCAGCUGCCGGCACAAGCAGAGCCCAGUCACAGCCGUCUGUCACCGCGACCAACACCACCCGCCAUCCCCUCACCAUCCUCAGAACCGAUCCCAGCACGCAAAAACAUAUUCGACAAAGAUGUCGACAUCGCCGAGCUGAGCCGCUCAGGUGACGCACAAACGCAGGGCAAGCUGCGAUUCGGCCGAGGUAAUGCCGACCUGACAGCCGACGCGGUCCUGGCCGACCGGAGCAACCACGCUUCCAAGAAAGCAGCAAUCCUGUCGGCGCUGGCCACGUUCGACUCGGACGAUGACGAGCGCGACGACACAUACGACAUGGCAGAUGUGGGCGGCACCGUGGACAGCGCCACAGCCGGCGCAGACGCCGACGCCGACGCCGAUCUGCACAACCGGCGCACCGACCAUCUCGACAUGGCCCUGUUCCGCGCCUACAAGUCCAAUCCAGCCAGUUUCGGCCGCGACGCCACCACCCGCCGCUCGCAGCCGCGCGCCGCUCUCAAACGUGAAACCGAGAUGACCGACGAGGCCAUCGAGGGCUGGGCUGUCAUGUUGGCCCGCGACCCCAAGCGGCUCGCGAAACUUGAGGACCGGCUUGCCCUGGAUGCCGGUGGCUCAGGUGCUGGGGCGCUGAACCAGCCGGAUUUGGCUCCCACUUCUUAUCGGAAACCGCGUCCCUCUGCGGAGGACGCGGACUCUGCAGACGAGGGCGACUCUUCCUCGCAUGCCGCUCCGCGUGGAGGUCGAGGCCGCGGCGGUGGUAUGGGACAGGGUGGUCGAGGGCGUGGCGGACGAGGAGGUGGUGGGCGAGGAGGUGGCCGUCCGCCACAGUCUGGCGAUUCAGGACAGCAGAGCAGUGCGGCUGCGCGCCAGAGAAAGGAAGAGAACAAGUCGAGUCGGGCGAAUCAUAAUCGCCGGCAACAGCGAGCUAAGAAGAUCGCGCGGGGAGGAGGAUUGCCCGUCUGA